This is a messenger RNA of Prorocentrum cordatum, 558 nucleotides long. NCBI's taxonomy places the organism in Eukaryota, Dinophyceae, Prorocentrales, Prorocentraceae. The record is from the annotation of a GenBank genome assembly.
AUGUCCAGCGCAGCCCGUGUGCUGGUCCAGGCGCAGUAUGUGUUGCGCCUGCAGGAGGCGGCGCAGGAGGGUAUCGUGAACAAAUUACUCUUGUGGCUGGAGCCUGACGCACCCCCGCUGAGGGUCGUGAUGGCGUUCUUCAUCGGCGACGCCGAUGCGGAGGGCGACAGGGAUCGCGUGGAGCACGACCAGGUGGACGCGUGGAUCACCGAACCCGACGCGAAGAUCGUGACAUGCUCCGACGGGGUGAAAACGUGUAUGGACCAGCGGAGCCUUGGCGGGUUCGCCGAGGUUCCCAACGUGACUAAGCUGGACAUCAGCGUGGUGGCCGACCUGGCGCUGCCCGUGUUCCCUCCCUUUUUGGUCCUCGCCGUGCUGGCGGGCUCGACGUCCGACACGGGCGUGGACAUCACCAAGCGCUGGGUGAAUCUUGUCGACGCCGUGACCCUCAUGGCGGCGCCUCUGAAACUCCUGAGCGAGGGCCAGCGCGCGCAGGAGAGGGCACUGAGCUUCUACGGCGAUUCCAACGGCACGCCGGAGGCGCAUGGCCUCGUGUAG